AUGUUUUCUGAAAUCUUCCGAUUCACCCUCCGAACUCCGGACCUCAUCUCUGGCAAGGCAUUCGCUCACCUACGACAGACAGUCGCUCAAGCUGGUGCCGUGAGCCAAUAUUUUGGAUACACUACACCCACGAGCUUUUCUCCUCUUCCGAGGAAAAGACAUGAGAUAUGUUGGGUAGUGAACUGGGCUGGAAGUACCGACACAUCAUUCCUCGGCGAACACUUGGACUCCUUGUCCGAUGGCGAUGCCACAUCCUUGCACUGCGAAUUUAAUGACUCUGAAUGGAGCGAGGUUACAAAGGCGCUAGAAUCUCGCGUCUGCGAAUUCGCUAUGAUCAGGCUGUCAGACAACACCCCUCUGGCAGACGAAGCAAUCCAGAAAUCAAUGCACAAAACUUACACUGAUGCGUAUAAACUGAACGGAUUUACUGGUGGAAAUUGGGCAUAUACGUCUAAUACGAACAGCUCGGCUGGCGCAUUGGUCCGAAUGACAGAGAUCAAUAUUCCAAGCGAGGAGCGACGAUUGGGUGUUUAUUAUCUAGGCUGGGAAAGUAUCGAGCUGCAUGAAGAUGGGACCAAGGAAGAGGCUUUCCUGGAGGAGCUCAGGAACUUGGGGCGAUGGUUUGGUGAAGGAACUGGGGCAUGGUAUGCGAUGUUGAGGAGGCACGAGUAA
Molecule: messenger RNA, 672 nt
Organism: Pochonia chlamydosporia 170
Lineage: Eukaryota; Fungi; Ascomycota; Sordariomycetes; Hypocreales; Clavicipitaceae
Exons: 4
Coding region: 1-672 (223 amino acids)
Source: RefSeq, a predicted model, not a curated record